This is a messenger RNA of Poeciliopsis prolifica (blackstripe livebearer), 4073 nucleotides long. It is a transcript of the gene efna3b, whose product is annotated as ephrin-A3b. Gene Ontology annotation, cellular component: plasma membrane. The transcript is spliced from 6 exons. The coding region runs from base 557 to 1222 and encodes 221 amino acids. Gene Ontology annotation, biological process: axon guidance; ephrin receptor signaling pathway. Gene Ontology annotation, molecular function: ephrin receptor binding. The record is from RefSeq and is a predicted model, not a curated record. Lineage: Eukaryota; Metazoa; Chordata; Actinopteri; Cyprinodontiformes; Poeciliidae.
UGGUUGUAGAAGGGGAGAAAGCUUGAUUUUGUUUUUUGUUCUUGCUUUGCUGCACCUUUGAGAUCGUCUGCGCAUUUAUUGGGAAAGAAGAAAAAUAAGCUGCAACAGUUAAAAAAAAACACUUAUAAAGAGAAGGACUUUUUCUUUCUUUCUUUUUUUAUUUUAUUAUUAUAUAUUUUUUUUUUUACUGUUGAUCCUUUAUUUUUAUUUUUAUUUUAUUUUAAACAACAACUCGUUGUCGGACUGCUUUAAAGACCCGGAGCAGCACCGACCUCCCGCUUGGACCCAACGCCGACCUGCGACACUUCUCUGGCGGCCUCAGCGGCAGCAGUACCCCGGUGAGAGGAGGAGGAGAGGGGGCCGCCUCGGGUAUAAACGCGGACCACAAACCCCGUUCUUUGAAGCUCUGGGAUCCGCUGGUGGAAGAGGAAAAGGAGGAGGAGGAGGCAUUGCUGGGAUGUUUGAGCCGCGCUGUUUGGUGGGGUGACCGAGAGAGAGGGAGAGAAAGAGAGAGAGAGAGAGAGAGGCCGCAGAGACCGAGAGAGGAGCCGGGAGCAUGGCUCUGGCAGCGCUGUCUCUUUGGGUGCUUACGAGUCUCACCUGGGGCAGCGUGCUCCAGGUGUCAGCCAACAGGCACUCCGUUUACUGGAACAGCUCCAACAUACAUCUCCGCAGGGAGGGUUACACGAUGCAGGUGAACGUCAACGACUACCUAGACAUCUACUGCCCUCAUUACAAUGACAGCCAGCGCAUGGUGGGCACUGGAGAGCAGUACGUCCUCUACAUGGUCAGCUACCGCGGUUACAGGAACUGCGACCCUCAGCUUGGCUUCAAGAGGUGGGAGUGCAACCGGCCCCACGCUCCCCACGCACCCAUCAAGUUCUCGGAGAAGUUCCAGCGCUACAGCGCCUUCUCGCUGGGCUACGAGUUCCACGUCGGCCAGGAAUACUACUACAUCUCCACACCCACUCACCACCAUGGACGCAGCUGUCUUAGACUACGCGUGUACGUCUGCUGCUCCACAGCCUCUGAUGUGGAUGAUGAGCCAGAGCCCACAGAACCAGACUACACGCUGAGACCAGGCCUAAAAAUUGAUGAUAUUGAUGAAUACAACCCAUUUGUUCCCAAACUGGAGAAGAGCGUCAGCGGAAGCAGUCCAUCCAGGGAUCGACUUCUCCUAACCGUGACGAUGCUCUUCCUUGCUGCCCUCUUCAUCUCCUAGCAGCAGGUGUGCCGUCAGCGUCACCAUGCCUUUCGGGGAAGACGUUCACUGUCAGCGUGCGGGAGAGCUGGGUCGGAGGGAAAAGCGAGGGCAUAAAGAAGCAGGAGGGAAGAGCAGCAGGGUUUUUUUUUAAGCUAUACGUUUUUCAAUCGUCAACAUGCAAAUGAGUUAGUUUGGGCAGCUGUGUUUUUUCAAGGGAGCACCGAAAGACCUCGAGGGACUCGGUGACACAGACCGAACUGUUAAGUUGUGCUAAACACAGCCUGUUCUUGCAGGUGCAGGUGCCGUUGACUGUGUUUUGUUUCUGUGUGCAUCUGCUUGCCUGUCGUCUGAGCAGGCCGCAGGGUGAGCUUGUUGAAUCACGCUCACCCCUCAAAGCAUUUAUACAACCAGAGAGGAGGAGCUAAAACCUCCACUUAAAAGAAAGAACUCCAGCCACCCAAUUAUAAAUGAUUUGAAGGUUGUUGUUUUUUUUUGGACCUGAUUGGCUAUAACACUUUCUUAGGGCUAGUUGCCAUAGUUUCUUGCACCAAGAUGAAAGGAGCAGAUUUCAGCAGCAUUGAACUGAUAUUGCCUUUUCUUUUCUCGUUCCUAAUGUUGGGAGCUUGUCCUAAUCUGCAAAGGAAAAUAUAUAGAACCCAACAAAUGAUCUGCGCUGCAUCUGGUUAGGAAACUAGACAGAGUAGCUAAUAGUUUAUACACACAUCCAGAAAAGAAUACCACUGAGCUCAGAUGCAAGUGUUUCAUCAACCAUCUAAACUGUCAUCCUACAUAUAUGUCUGAUCACUCUAUAGAAGGGAAAAGGAGAAAAUACAGAGCAUUUAAAAGAUGAAUCUUUUACUAUAUUGUAAUUUUUUGUGGGGGAAAAAAAAUUUUUAAAUGUGCCAUUUACAGAAACUGCAAGGGUUUGUUAGUGUUUUAAUUUUCAGAGUUAGAUAUCAUUUCCGUCUUGUUCGUUAAAAUACUCAGUUAUUCUUCAGACAUCUUUGGGGUUAACAAAGCACAUGAUGGCGACGGAGCAGCCACUCAGCAAUACUGCGCCUCCUCAUAACAGACUGAUCAGACGAGAAGAGGAGGAGCGUGCAGGAAGGAGAUUCCUUCACACAGCCACAAGCAUCAUCAAAGUUCCCCGCUGGUCCAAGAUUCCACCAUGUUCUCUGUAAACCUUUACAUCAGAUGUUCUGGUUCUGUUUGAGUGAGAAAAUGUGCUUGGCAGUUAAAAUAAGUGUUUUAAAUGGUACUAACAAAUGAUAAUUUAUCCAUAUAUGGUUGUGUUAAAAGUAUGGCAAGUAACAAACUUGCCGUGCUUAGAGGCAAACUAAGUGCGACGGUGGGGAGAUGCAGCAAUUCAUUUACAUCAUUCAGUCGCAUCAGAAUAGCAUUGCAAUAGUUACUAGCACCUUAUUCACCGUGGUCCCCAAUCCUUGAUGAUCUCCCAUAGAGAGUGGUUCACUGUAGUUUCUGGUAACACAGAUGGAGGUGAUGAUUAUACUUUUGGUUAAAAGAAUGAUGAUGAUGGACUGCGAGCUGAUGGCUGGCCCACAGGGUCACUCAUCAGCUCACCCACCGGCACAUGAGGCAUUCAGGUACUCGUGUAAAUGUCACAACAGACAUCGAAUGAAAUUUACAAAGUCUUGAAAUAUACAGAAGUGAAAUGUGCUGUAAGAAUCAUUAUAAACUUGAAGUUCUGUUUUUUUUUCCGUUUGUUUUUUGUGAUUUGUGUUUUCUUUUCCAUUCUUCUGUAGCUGAUUAAUGAGGUACAGUUGUAACCAGAUAUUAACACUAUGUAAAAAGACGUGUCCAGUUUCUUCCUCCCUGUCUCACAUUGAAUCAGACAAAAUAAUUUCUAAUUUGGGUCACUUCAGAUGAGCAAAGUUCCUCCUAUCUACUAAGAACACACACAUUUCCUCAAUAUUUGGAGGAAUUAUCUUGACUCGGGUCAAAUAUUUUGGCCAUUCUUCAACUUAAAUUCCUCAGAAUAAUUUUCUGGAAAACAGAUGCUGACAGAAUUGGUUAGAAGUUAGAACUGAGUUUGGCUGCUACUUGUAUGUAAUUGUUUUAACAGGUGACACCUUUAACUAUCUGGGAAUCUGUGGAAGUCCACAGCCAUCUUCCUGUUAUUUUGACUCCUCAAAUUUUUUUGAUGAUAUUACAUAAGGAAGUUUGUAAUUUUAUGUCUUGCCUAAAUUUCAUCAACAGAUAACUUUGGCUGUUCUAAAUGACAUAAAAGAAAUCAACUAAGACUGAGAGGAAAAAUGGUGGUCUUUUUUUACAGUGUAUGUAAAUAUCUAUCUUCAAAUGUUUAUUUUGGUAAUGUUGAGCGGAUGAUCUACGGUAAAAAUGUGCAAACUGAAAUGGAGAGAGCCAUAUGUAAAUGUGGGCUGUGGAAUAUCUCUAACUUAUUAUUUUUUUGUUGUUGUUUUUAUCUAUUAACAAGCAACACCUUUGUUGUUUUGUUAAGGGGUCAUAUUCUGUCUAUUGCUCACAAAUCAACCAUAAUCAGUGAAAGUAAGGUAUUACAUACAACGUACAUGUAAAUGCAAGAUUUGACUCUUUGUCUUUAUAAUUACUUUAAACACUUAAGCACCUGGGAAAAUGAGCUCAUACAUCAGUACAUGGGAAAUAUAUUUGUAGAAAAUGAGAGUAGAAAAAAAUAAAACUGGGUACAAAACAGGCAAGAAUCUGAAAAGGAGCUAAUUGGAAAAUAGUGACGAUGUUAGCCAUGAUAAGAAACUUUGUGAAAUAUUUUUGUUCGUAGUUGCUCUUUAUAAAUUAAUGGAAAAGAAUCAAUACAAACUGCUUAGGCAUAAUCUUUAAAAAAAAAAAAAAAAGAAAAACUAGAGGUCCAUUU